AGUUCUUUUCUCACCUUGACUGCAAGAUGAAACUCCUUGUGCUAGCUGUGCUGCUCACAGUGGCCGCCGCCGACAGCGGCAUCAGCCCUCGGGCCGUGUGGCAGUUCCGCAAAAUGAUCAAGUGCGUGAUCCCGGGGAGUGACCCCUUCUUGGAAUACAACAACUACGGCUGCUACUGUGGCUUGGGGGGCUCAGGCACCCCCGUGGAUGAACUGGACAAGUGCUGCCAGACACAUGACAACUGCUAUGACCAGGCCAAGAAGCUGGACAGCUGUAAAUUUCUGCUGGACAACCCGUACACCCACACCUAUUCAUACUCGUGCUCUGGCUCGGCAAUCACCUGUAGCAGCAAAAACAAAGAGUGUGAGGCCUUCAUUUGCAACUGCGACCGCAACGCUGCCAUCUGCUUUUCAAAAGCUCCAUAUAACAAGGCACACAAGAACCUGGACACCAAGAAGUAUUGUCAGAGUUGAAUAUCACCUCUCAAAAGCAUCACCUCUAUCUGCCUCAUCUCACACUGUACUCUCCAAUAAAGCACCUUGUUGAAAGAC
This is a messenger RNA of Homo sapiens (human), 551 nucleotides long. It is a transcript of the gene PLA2G1B, whose product is annotated as phospholipase A2 group IB. Gene Ontology annotation, cellular component: extracellular region. NCBI's taxonomy places the organism in Eukaryota, Metazoa, Chordata, Mammalia, Primates, Hominidae. The coding region runs from base 27 to 473 and encodes 148 amino acids. The record is from RefSeq and is marked validated. Gene Ontology annotation, molecular function: calcium ion binding; A2-type glycerophospholipase activity; signaling receptor binding. Gene Ontology annotation, biological process: phosphatidylcholine metabolic process; phospholipid metabolic process; lipid catabolic process. The transcript has 4 exons.